Messenger RNA from Anisakis simplex (herring worm), 570 nucleotides. NCBI's taxonomy places the organism in Eukaryota, Metazoa, Nematoda, Chromadorea, Rhabditida, Anisakidae. The record is from the annotation of a GenBank genome assembly.
AUGAGGUUAUUUUUCAGUCAUCCGUGGAACACGGUAGUGAGUGCAGCAUGGCGAAAGUAUCCGAAUCCGAUGAAUCGUGCAGUGACAGGUAUAGAUGUGCUGAAACAAGAAGUACGCGAUAACCACUCGAUACGAUCUGAAAGAAUCAUCCAGAGUCGUUUCUCUAUACCUUCGUGGGCUGCCAAGUUAACUGGAUUUUCGGGUACGCAAUAUUCUUACGAGAUAUCUGAGGUAGAUCCAGCUAAACAAACGUUGACAUUGACGACGAGAAAUUUGAAUGGAUCAAGUUUCUUGAAAGUAGACGAGAAAUUGACGUACGCUCCAGAUCCUGAAAAUUCGCAAAGAACGAUUUUACGUCAAGAAGCAGCUGUAACCGUUAGUUUACCAGCAUUCACAGAUUACUGCGAGAAGACAUUCCUGAACGUUUAUGAAUGCAACGCUGAUAAGGGUAGGAAAGGAAUUGAAUGGGUGAUUGGUCAGUAUUCAGAGUUAUCAUCGAAGGUUACGUCAGGAGUGCAGGAUAUAUCCGGGAAUAUGUUAGGUACAUGGAAUACGGCAGGUGCUCGGUGA